AUGACAUACCAAAGUUUGCUCAGGUGGUCGUCCAAUAAAAGUGCGCUGGCGCAACCAUGCUGUUUUCUUUUUAUAGGCGCAUUUGACAUUAUCUGCAGUGAAGCUAAAUAUCGUACAGUCAGCACGCUAAAGUUCCUGCAAAUUCACGUACCGAAGGCAGUACUAACGGGGCAGAACGUAGAACUCAUGUGCACUUACGAGUUAGAAGGAGCGCAGCUUUACUCCAUACGAUGGUAUAGAAAUAUGAUAGAAUUUUAUCGGUACGUGCCCAAGGAGUCGCCUGCGACUAAAGUGUUUCCCGUUGCUGAGAUCAAAGUCGAUGUGGCAAGAUCAGAUCAAAAUCGCGUAGUGCUAACAGAAGUGGAUAGAACUUUAACUGGCGAGUACCAGUGCGAGGUGUCGGCUGAUGCACCUCUAUUUCAUACAGACAUCAAAGCAUCGGAAAUGGUCGUUGUUGAGCCUCCGUUAAUCGGCCCGAACAUAACAUCGGAUAGGAUGACAUAUGUGGGAGGAGAUCACAUUGAGGCGAACUGCUCAUCACCACCCUCGCUACCCGCAGCUAACAUCACGUGGUACGUCAAUGAGCAAAUGGUGCCGAGUUUCACGGCGAACCACGUGACGAACUUUACUAACGGAUAUGCGUCGAGUUUGUCUACUUUGGAGCUCGAGACAGCUGUGUUAUCUCCUCUUCCUAUGCUUAUGAUACGUUGCGAAGCGUCAAUAUUCGACGUGUGGAAAUCAGCAAGCCACGCUGUAGUCCUGAGGGAACGGAACGCGAACCCGGUUUCAGCGUUAGGACGGAGUUUGACAGGUGGCGCCACUGAAACUUGUAUACCUUGUAUACUUGUUCUAGUUCUGCAGUCGUUUUUACAAUUUUUACUACAAAAUUACACGGAAACAUCAAUAAGAUAG
Pieris macdunnoughi is the source of this 912-nucleotide messenger RNA. The record is from the annotation of a GenBank genome assembly. NCBI's taxonomy places the organism in Eukaryota, Metazoa, Arthropoda, Insecta, Lepidoptera, Pieridae.